Messenger RNA from Drosophila subpulchrella, 942 nucleotides. RefSeq lists its product as uncharacterized. The coding region runs from base 101 to 736 and encodes 211 amino acids. The transcript has 3 exons. The record is from RefSeq and is a predicted model, not a curated record. Lineage: Eukaryota; Metazoa; Arthropoda; Insecta; Diptera; Drosophilidae.
CACUCGCAGCGAACCGAUCGCAGAACCGGAACCCAAAAGCGGAAAAAUUUUAAAUAACCCCAUAAAAACCGAUAAAAGUUACAAAACCUCCAGUGACAUCAUGUGCAAAACUGUGAUUAUCUGCCUGGCCAUCGUGGCCUGCUUUUCGAUGGUGUUGGCCCAAAAUCCACAAACCUGUGCCAAUGCACCCAGCCUUAGCUUCAACAACACGGAUUUCGCUGGCAAGUGGAUCGAGUUGGCCCGCAAUCCCGCCUCGGAUGUGUCCUGCAUUACUCUUGACGUGGGAUUUUGGAACAACACCAAUCUGCUGGUGAAUGUCAGUCAUUCGAGCAGCAACGUCUCCACUCUGGUGGACGUCUAUGAAACUGCAAACAUCACCUUGGUGGAAAACAGCUUGUCUGGUUACAAUGUGUCCUUGGUGAAUGGCCAGAAGAAUGAGACGGUCUUCGUCAAGCUGCUGAGUUAUGUGAACUCCACCUACCUGGUUGGAUGCAGCUAUACGAAUGCCAGUAACGUAUCGACCAGCGCUGGAUUUAUUCUGGGCAGAUCUACCUACACAGUCGAGGGCAUCAACAUUGCCAACAAUGACGCCUCUGUGAACUUCACCAACUUCCAGAACAACACCUACGGCAAUGUCACGCAGUUGGAUUGUCGUGCCAGCUCUGCCGGACAGACUGUGCCCCUGACCCUGAUUUCUGGCUUCCUGGCCUUUGCCCUGCUGCUGAUCAAGGCCUAGAGAAUAAGCUGUAGCUUACUGCUUGAGGACUAGCCACCACCACAAUCCACCAUAGAAAUGAAAAAUAACCAAACACCAAACCAAAAUACUUGCCUUAGUUAUUGCGUCAUUCUCUUUAUUUAGUUUUUAGUUGUCUUUGAACGAGCCAAGGCAAAACGAUGUCAAUAAAAGUAAACCGAAAUGGGUGAGGUCCCGUGAAAAAGAAA